AUGUCGGGGGCCGAAAGAGCGGCACCUAUCCGAGAAGUCCCUAGGCCUGUUGGGCGCGCUGAAACAGAUAUUGAAGCGCUUCAGAAGUCGGAGCCAACCAAGAAUACGGAUUCCAGCCGUCAUACUCGAGCAUCUUCACCAGACUUCAAUAAGCUUUUGUUAGGGAUGAUCCUCAAGCGCGAAAAAGACAAUCCAAAGAUUGGUCCAGCAUCCCACAAGGCACUUACAGAGUUUCUAGAAGACUCAAAGGCGAAAGAUGAAAGAGAGGAUAUCAAGAAACCCCUGAAAGGUUUCAGCGAUUCUUCCACGCUGAUAACUUCGAAAAGCACCAAGGACGAAAUUGCACCAAUUCUAGACAUCUCAAUAGUUGACCUAGUCUCUCAUCUAUUCUCGGAACAAAAUUCAGCUAUCUACAGCACCCCUCUGCACCAUAACCUCGAUCAUCCCAUCAAUCAAUACUUCAUCUCAUCUUCUCACAACACGUACCUCCGGGGCCGCCAAGUCGCCGCUCGGUCCAAGCUCAAAGGCUACAUCGAAACGCUUUCGCAAGGCUGCCGAUCUGUGGAGGUCGAUUGCUGGGACGGACGAGACGGGCAGCCGAUCGUCAAACACGGAUAUAGUUUGACAACCUCUAUCAGCUUUCGGUCUGUUAUAGAGACCAUCAACAAUUAUGCCUUCUUUGCUUCUGACUUGCCUUUGUGGCUAUCACUGGAAGUACACUGUAGCCCGGCGCAGAGAGAUAUCAUGGCACGUACCAUGCUUGAGAUAUUCAAGUCAAGCUUGGUAGUUGAACCACUUGAUGCAUCUUCACAAAAACUACCAUCUCCUAAUCUGCUUCGGGGAAAGAUCCUGCUGAAAGUCAAGGUAGCUCAAACUCCAGAACCACUUCAGGAAGCACUUGCACCUGAAUACUUGAACUUGGACGGUCUUACGGAAGAUGUUGAGAACGACGAUCACCAGUAUCAUCCAGGCGAUUUACUACAGAGUCUCGCAGUGUAUGGAGCUAGCAGACGACUACCGAAAGACGCAGAGUUCGACACGCAUAGGAACUUCAUCUACUCUGUCUCCGAGCGAAACUUCAAGAAACACACCAAAGACAACUGUUCGCUUGAAUUAGCGGGAACAAGUCAUCUUGUUCGCGUAUAUCCGGAUCCGAACAGGGUUGACUCAUCCAACUUCGACCCCCUCCAAUGUUGGAGACAAGGCGUUCAGAUGGCCGGUCUGAAUUGCCAGACGGAUGACUUCUACAUGAGUUUGAAUCAAGCAAUGUUUCAUGGGAGCUUGGGAUAUGUGCUAAAAGCUUCACCGCAAUCAACGCAGAUACGUCUCCAAGUCGAUGUUCUCAUGGCACAGGGCCUCAAGGUCUCAACAGGGUACGGGCCGGUCUACGCCAAGUUGAAGUUGUUAACACCCGAUACAACGAGCCAGAAAACACGGACGACAGCUAUUUCUGUACAAGGCUUGGAUGUGGUCUUUGAUGAGAACUUGGAGAUGUCGAUGAAGACUAACUACCCUCAUCUUACAUUCCUGCACUGGUCAAUUAAGACCAUGUCCAACAGUCGCUCCAUGUCAAUCACUUCAGGCACUGCUAAGCUUCAGAAUCUGAAGGAGGGAUAUAGGGUCCUCCCCCUGGGUGACGCGUCAAAUAACGAGGGGCGACUGCUUGCAUUUACACCUUCAACGCAGUAA
This is a messenger RNA of Fusarium musae, 1689 nucleotides long. RefSeq lists its product as uncharacterized. NCBI's taxonomy places the organism in Eukaryota, Fungi, Ascomycota, Sordariomycetes, Hypocreales, Nectriaceae. Gene Ontology annotation, molecular function: phosphatidylinositol-4,5-bisphosphate phospholipase C activity. The transcript has 2 exons. The record is from RefSeq and is a predicted model, not a curated record. Gene Ontology annotation, biological process: phosphatidylinositol-mediated signaling; lipid metabolic process. The coding region runs from base 1 to 1689 and encodes 562 amino acids.